This is a messenger RNA of Ostrinia furnacalis (Asian corn borer), 1321 nucleotides long. It is a transcript of the gene Mettl14, whose product is annotated as methyltransferase like 14. The record is from RefSeq and is a predicted model, not a curated record. Gene Ontology annotation, cellular component: nucleus; RNA N6-methyladenosine methyltransferase complex. The transcript is spliced from 6 exons. Lineage: Eukaryota; Metazoa; Arthropoda; Insecta; Lepidoptera; Crambidae. Gene Ontology annotation, molecular function: mRNA binding. Gene Ontology annotation, biological process: mRNA modification. The coding region runs from base 106 to 1254 and encodes 382 amino acids.
ACGCUGUUGUGUUACUCGUUCGUUUGUCUAAUAAUUUUAAGUUAAAUGUUACUUUUAUCUUAGUCGAAUUAAAUAAAUAAGAUAAUUAACCUAUAAAGAAUAAUAAUGAGUGAAAAACUGAAAGAGCUUCGUGAACGGUCACAAAAAAGAAAGAAGUUGCUAGCACAGACUCUUGGUGUAUCCAGUGUUAGUGAGUUGCGGCACGCGCUAGGGACGUCUAUAGAUGUGCCAGCCAAGAAACAAGCAGUGUUGGAGACAAGUAAUGAAGGAAAUGAGAAGCCUACAACUAAGGAACAACAUGACGAACUGGUUUACACAGAUUCUUCUACAUUCUUGAAGGGUACACAGUCUUCAAACCCCCACAAUGACUAUUGCCAGCACUUUGUGGACACCGGCCAAAGGCCUCAGAACUUCAUCCGUGACGUUGGGCUCGCAGACCGGUUUGAGGAGUACCCCAAGUUACGAGAACUCAUCAAGCUGAAGGAUGAUCUGAUAGCACAAACUGCUACACCACCUAUGUAUUUGAAAUGCGACUUGAAGACGUUUGACCUGAAACAGAUAGGCAACAAGUUUGACGUGAUCCUGGUGGAGCCUCCGCUGGGCUCGGGCUGGCGCUGGCAGGAUAUUUUGGCGCUUGACUUACAGCAAAUUGCGCAAGCCAGAUCAUUUAUCUUUCUGUGGUGUGGAAGCUCAGAAGGUUUGGACAUGGGCAGAGAAUGCCUGAAAAAAUGGGGAUUUCGACGAUGUGAAGACAUCUGCUGGAUAAAAACUAAUAUCAAGAACCCUGGCCACUCCAAGAACCUUGAACAUAAUGCAGUGUUCCAGAGAACUAAGGAGCACUGCCUUAUGGGCAUAAAGGGAACAGUUCGGAGGUCUUCAGACGGAGACUUCAUACAUGCUAAUGUGGACAUCGAUCUUAUAAUCUCAGAGGAUCCCGAGUUUGGAAGUACAGAGAAGCCAAUUGAGAUAUUCCACAUUAUGGAGCACUUUUGUUUAGGCAGAAGAAGAAUACAUCUCUUCGGCCGCGACUCCACCAUCCGACCUGGAUGGGUGACCAUCGGCCACGAGCUAACAAACUCCAACUUCAAAGCUGAACUGUACGCUUCAUACUUUACGGAGGGUCGGGAGAGCACCGGGUGUACUGAACGGAUAGAAGCGCUCAGGCCUAAGAGUCCCCCUAACACUAACAAGGGGGCGAGGCCUAGGGGAAGAGGGGGAUUCAGAGGCAGAGGAAGGGGCAGGGGAGCAAUAUAGCCUAUGUUACAGGCCUAGUUUUAGUGCAGAGAUAGAAACAAUUUUAUAUCACUAUGUUAAUAAGAAA